AUGUCAAGUCGUUCGAAGUCAAACGGUGGAAGUAAUAAGACCGGUCGACCAAAUCCGGUAGAAGGUGGUGUGGUUAGUGAAAGUGGAAAGAAUAAUAAUGGUAGCGAUGAUGUGGUAGCGGUGGAAGAGAUGGAGAAGACUAUCGAUGGUCAAACGUGCAAAAGCUGUGCAAAACCUGAUACCGAUGAAAUGGUGCAGUGUGACCAUUGCGACGGAUGGCAUCACUAUAGUUGUGUUGGGGUAACGGAUGAUGUUGCGAACCAGAGCUGGAGCUGUACCAACUGCAAGACCGCUAAAUGGAUCCAGCGAACUACGCCAACGUCAAAGAAACAACCAACAUUGAAGGAUGCCAAAACGGAGCUUAAGUCCAGACGUACUUUAUCUGUUCAGGAAGGUAGAACUUCCGCGCGUUCAUCCUGUGGUAAAUCCAUUCAUUCUGAGCCACCGUCAGUACCAGUUAUUCAAUCGAAUCUACGGAAUGAUAAGCGGAAGGAGAAACUUUUCGUACCAUCUGUAGAAGGAGUGCCAAUAAUCGAAUUGGAGAAGCCGUUGUCGGAAGUUUCCUGUUCUUCAUCGCAAAGGUCUGCUCGAAAUCGUGCCAAGUUGCAGCUACUGAGACUUCAGGAAGAAAGGGAGUUCGAGGAAAAGCAAGCAGAGCGACGUAGACAGGAGCAGCAAGAAGAGGCAGAACGCCGACGAAUAACGGAACAACAGGAGGCGGAAAAACAUAGGGAGUUCCUAGACAGGAAGUACAACAUUCUGGAAACCUUAGCUAGCGAAAAAGGAUCAAGUCGGAGUUCUCGCUCCAGUGUGUCCCGAAGCAGAGUGGAGCAAUGGGUUGAAACAACGAAUCGCUCGCCGGUGGAGACCGUUCAGCGUUCUACGGGCCCUGCUGCUCUACCACCACACGCUCUGCAGGUGGAAGCUUAUCAAGCAAGGAUACAAGAGGGGCAAUUCCCGCAACAACAAAAGCUACAGCAAGAACUGCUUCGGCAGCAACAACAAAAACAACUGCAGAGGGAAGAAGAAUUCCUGCGAUUGCAACAGAAACAACGUCAACUUCAGUUGCAACAGGAAAAUAUCCUACGCGAGCAGCAGCAGCAGUUGCAACAAGACAGAGACCGUAUUAAUAUCUUGUGGGAUCAGCAGCUGCAACGAAAAAGUUGCCUACCGCAACAGCAACAUGCGGAACAUGUUCAGACAGGGAAUGUGGUGUCUUCCCAACCAGCCUCUGCGCCACUUACCAAUCUACCAAAUUCUCACCAGAACCCAGUGCGUGGGCAGUCAGAACACUUCAGUCCAGAUAACUUGCCCCAAUCAACACAGGUUCUGUCAGCAUCAAAUGGCUUGAACAGGUCGAUUAGUAGAAUGGUGAAUCCGAACAGAUCUACUCAUUGCGCGUUGCGUACUGCACGCACACAGAGGACGUCGAUAAACAGCGCAAUCAUCGAAGAAGGUGACGACCAAUUCCAACUCUCACGUUCCCAGGUAGCAGCACGGCAAGCGGUUUCGAGGGACUUGCCUACGUUUUCCGGCAGUCCCGAAGAAUGGCCAAUCUUCUUGUCCAUGUUCAAUAGCACGACAACUAUGUGCGGGUUUACGGAAGAGGAGAACCUGGUGCGGCUGCAAAGGAGCUUAAAGGGAAAAGCCUAUGAGGCUGUUAAGUGCAGACUUAUGCAUCCAGGCAACGUAGGAGGAAUUAUGGACACACUGAGGAUGUUGUAUGGACAACCGGAGGUCAUCAUACACUCCCUGAUUGGGAAGAUAAGCUCGUUACCGGCAAUUCGAGAAGAGCGAUUAGAAACAUUAGUGGAUUUCGCAGUGAGUGUGCAAAACUUUUGCGCUACAGUCGAAUCGUGCGGUUUAGAUGAGUAUAUGUACAACGUCACGUUGUUACAUCAACUUGUCAGCAAAUUGCCACCGUCUAUUAAGCUUAGCUGGGCUACACAUCGAAAAACACAGCUCACGGUCAACCUGGCGACCUUUAGUGAAUGGUUAUACAAUUUGGCUGAAGCAGCCAGCUCGGUUACGUUUCCUACUAUCUCGUUGGAAGUAAAACCUGAUCGUAACGAUGUUCAUCGGACAAAAAAGAGAGAUAGCUACCUAAACGCACACUCUGAGUUGAUAGCUCCACAAGACGUAGAACCGCAUCCGUUUUCGAAAAUGGCAAUAGAUUCCCAGUCAACACCAACGAAGGAGACGUGCCCAGUGUGCAAAGGGAACUGCAAAUCUGUGGACAAGUGCAAACGAUUCCACGAGUUCUCCAGGGAUGCCAGAUGGGCAGUAGUCAGGGAGUUCGGACUCUGCCGCACAUGCCUUCGUCAACAUAAAGGAAGUUGCAAGGCCAAACCAUGUGGUAGAGACGGAUGUACAUAUAGACAUCACGAACUGCUACACAACGAGCAAAGGGAAAUAAACCAUGCUCCGAGUGACAACCAACAGUCAGCUCAACCGAACGCCAGUGAAUUUGGACAUGGCUGCAAUAUACACCGGACAACAUCAAACCCUGUGCUGUUUCGCUAUCUUCCAGUAGUGCUUUCUACACCUGAAAAGGAAGUACACACUUAUGCAUUCCUUGAUGAAGGAUCCGCAUUGACGCUGCUCGAUCAAGAAUUGGCUGACGAAUUAGAGUUGACUGGAAUCCCGAGCUCACUAUGCCUGCGAUGGACUGGCGGCGCACAACGCCAUGAGAAGGACUCCCACAUUGUCAAGCUUCAUAUUGCAGGAAGCCAUCGCAAAGACAAGAAGUUUCAUUUAGAAGAUGUGCGAACUGUCAACCAGCUAAUGCUGCCGCCGCAAACUUUAGACCUCGACGAGUUAGUGCGCUCACAUCCCUAUCUUAAAAAGCUACCCCUAGAAUCAUAUCACGACGCUCGUCCACGAAUCCUGAUUGGGAUGAAGCACGCUCAAUUGGGAUUGACGCUAAAGAGCCGUGAAGGAAAACUGGGACAACCGAUUGCAAUGAAAACACGACUGGGAUGGACUGUUUGUGGAGGACUGGGUAUCGGACAAACACCAAACAUGUUUCAUUACGUAUUUCAUGUCAACUCUUGUAACGAAGAAACUGACGAAGAUUUGCAUCAAGCCAUGAAGGAUUACUUUUCCCUUGAUAGUAUCGGAGUUGUAAAACCAGCUAAAGUGCUCUUAUCGUCCGAAGAGGAACGAGCUCAGUCACUUUUACAGUCUCGCACGCAUUUUAAUGGUGAGCGUUAUGAAACAGUUUUGCUUUGGCGCUAUGACGACAUCCGUUUACCCGAUAAUAGAGAAAUGGCACUCCGCCGUCAUCAGUUGUUAGAGAAGCGUCUGGAGAAAGAUAAGCAGCUAGCGGAAGUAUUGCAGCAGAAGAUCGCAGACUACGUUGCAAAAGGCUAUAUUCGUAAGCUUUCCAGCGGCGAAGUGAAACAAGAAUGCAAAUGGUUUCUUCCUGUGUUCCCAGUCACAAAUCCGAAUAAGCCCGGAAAAGUGAGAAUAGUGUGGGACGCUGCCGCUAAGGCUCACGGAAAAUCACUGAAUUCCGCUCUGUUGAAGGGACCAGAUCUACUCUCUUCCCUUUUCGCUAUUUUGCUUCGGUUCCGUCUACAUCCUGUGGCAGUUACUGGAGACAUCCGUGAAAUGUUUCACCAGGUAUUAAUCAGUGAAAAGGAUCAACGAUAUCAGUGCUUCUUUUGGACGGAUAAGGACGGAAACUUCGUGGUAUACGCAAUGAAAGUCAUGACCUUUGGAGCAUGCUGUUCUCCUAGUAGCGCUCUAUACGUUAAGAAUAUAAAUGCGAAACGGUUUAAGGAUGAGUACCCAGAAGCAUACGAAGCCAUCACAAAGUCGCAUUAUGUGGAUGAUAUGCUAAUCAGCGUCGCCUCCGAAGAAGAUGCUAUACAAACUGCGAAGGAUGUUAAAUACGUGCAUGCACAAGGGGGAUUCGUGAUGCAGAACUGGAUCAGUAAUUCCAGACGUGUGACAUCAGCACUGCAAGAAGUAAGCACGAAGGAGAGGAGUCUCGACCUGUCGUCAGAGCUGUCCACUGAGAAAGUCCUUGGCAUGUGGUGGAAUACUACAACAGAUGCAUUCACCUACAAGGUUGGAUGGAAUCGUUACGGCGAAGCGUUACUAAAAGGAAAACGUCGUCCCACGAAACGAGAAGUUUUACGAGUCCUCAUGUCCAUAUUCGAUCCACUUGGACUUCUCGCACACUUCCUAGCCUACUUAAAGUUCUUAUUGCAGGACAUCUGGCGAUCUGGCAUUAGUUGGGAUGAGGAAAUAGACGACGAUACAUUCGCAAACUGGAUUACCUGGCUGAAAGUCCUUCCCGAUGUUGAGAACGUGCAAAUCAGUCGAUGCUACAGCACCAGGUACUCGUUCGCGGAAGCCGAUGAAAUCCAGUUACACACCUUUGUAGAUGCCGGAAGAAACGGAAUGGCAGCCGUAUGCUUUAUUCGCUUUGUGAAGAAGGGAUCAAUUCACUGUUCUCUUGUCACUUCUAAAACAAGAGUAGCUCCGCUAAAGCUCACCUCGAUUCCACGACUGGAGUUACAAGCCGCUGUAAUAGGAACUCGGCUCGCUCGUACAAUCAUCGAAACGCUGGCUAUGAAAGUUACUAAGAGGUUCUACUGGACAGACUCAAGGGAUGUUUUGUGUUGGCUCAACUCCGAUCAUCGGCGAUACACCCAGUUUGUCGGAUUUAAAGUUACAGAAAUUCUGGAGUCCACAGAGGCGUACGAGUGGCACUAUGUACCCAGUAAACUAAACGUUGCUGACGAUGGAACGAAACGGGACAAACUUCCUGAUUUAUCUUCACAGAGCAGAUGGUUCAACGGACCGGACUUUCUGUGGGCGACUGAAGACAAAUGGCCGCAACCAGUAACUCGAAACGAAUCCACAGAAGCCGAGCUCGUGGCAAGUCUCUUAGUUCACUGCGCCUUUCCGGACCCAGUCAUCUCCGUCACAGACUACUCUAGUUGGCAACGAUUGCGAAAUGUAGUAGCACGUGUGCUGCGGUUCACUGCAAACUGUCGCUCCAAAAAACAAAAAGAACUGUUUGCGACCCGACUUGCAGGACCGCUUGGCGAAAGAGAACUCUGCGCCGCUGAAGUAUACCUUAUCCGACUCGCACAGCAAGAAGGCUAUCCUGAGGAAGUUUCCAUCCUGCAAAAUUUACCACAAAAUAGCAACACGCAGAUCACAGGGCUUCCGAAAUCCAGUUCAUUGUACAAACUUACACCUUGGUUGGACGGCCAUGGCAUACUGCGUAUGAGAACCCGUAUCGCAGCUUGUCAGUACACCACUGAAGAUGCAAAGACACCCAUCAUCCUACCACGUAAGCAUCAUAUUACUACCUUAAUAAUAUCGCACUACCACAAUAAAUAUCACCACCAAAACCACGAAACGGUGAUAAACGAACUACGGCAAAAAUACCAAAUCAGCCGCAUACGAGCAUGCUUUAAGCAAGUACGCAAAGAUUGCCAAAGAUGUAAGAUCAAAAACGCAGUACCGAACCCUCCGUUCAUGGCAGAUCUACCACCUGGUCGUCUAGCAGCAUACCAACGUCCGUUUACUCACACAGGUAUCGAUUAUUUUGGUCCAAUCGAAGUGGUCGUCGGCAGAAGGGCCGAGAAACGCUGGGGAAUGCUAGCCACAUGCUUGACAGUUCGUGCGAUCCAUAUAGAAGUAGUGCAUUCGCUAACCACUAGUUCGUGCAUUAUGGCAAUCCGUAAUUUUGUCGCUCGUCGUGGGCAACCCCGUAAAUUCUACAGCGAUCGUGGCACUAAUUUCAUUGGGGCAGAUCGUGUACUGAAGAAACUCGCAGAAGUUAUCGAUCAAGACAAAAUUAUGGAGGAAUUCGUUAGCUCUGAUACUGAAUGGGUAUUUAACCCUCCGCUGGCACCUCAUAUGGGCGGAAGUUGGGAGCGUUUGAUACGUACCGUAAAGAGCAACUUGAUGGCCAUCUGCAUACCGAGAAAAUCGUCUGACGAGGUGUUUCGUAAUACCCUCACUGAAAUAGAGAACGUAGUUAACUCCAGACCACUCACUCAUGUGCCGAUAGACCCCGAUUCAGCUCCCGCUCUUACUCCGAACCAUUUCCUGCUCGGUUCAUCGAACGGCACAAAACCACUAAUCACGAGUAUCGAUAGCCGCCUCUGUCUAAACCAGAACUGGUGCACUUCCCAGAUACUGGCCAAUCUGUUCUGGAAGCGAUGGGUUAGUGAUUAUUUGCCGGAGAUUACUCGCCGAACGAAGUGGUUUCAGCCUGUAAAACCUCUCACUACUGGAGACAUAGUGGUUAUCGUGGACCAUAAGCUACCCCGGAACUGCUGGCCUAAGGGAAAGGUUAUCUGUGCUACCCCUGGUCAAGAUAACCAAGUUCGUGUUGCGACCGUGCGGACUAUGACCGGAGUGUACCAACGGCCAGUCACACAGCUGGCGAUUCUAGAUGUUCAGCGCGUCGAAACGUAA
Molecule: messenger RNA, 6447 nt
Organism: Sabethes cyaneus
Lineage: Eukaryota; Metazoa; Arthropoda; Insecta; Diptera; Culicidae
Exons: 1
Coding region: 1-6447 (2148 amino acids)
Biological process (GO): DNA integration
Molecular function (GO): nucleic acid binding
Source: RefSeq, a predicted model, not a curated record